Emericellopsis atlantica is the source of this 1400-nucleotide messenger RNA. Its product is annotated as general substrate transporter. Lineage: Eukaryota; Fungi; Ascomycota; Sordariomycetes; Hypocreales; Bionectriaceae. The record is from RefSeq and is a predicted model, not a curated record. Bases 130 to 1299 code for a protein of 389 amino acids. Gene Ontology annotation, molecular function: carbohydrate:proton symporter activity. The transcript has 3 exons. Gene Ontology annotation, cellular component: membrane. Gene Ontology annotation, biological process: transmembrane transport; carbohydrate transport.
UCUGUCAUGUGAGAGUUACCAUUUUUUUUCUCUUGUGCAAGUACUGAUCCCCAGGACAGCGGUGCCGUGCUGCAGGUCACGGCGACGACGGCGGCGCAGUUCACCGUCGGACGCAUCAUCUGCUACGGCAUGACGGGCAUGGCCAUUGUCGUGGUGCCCAUCUACCAGGCGGAGACGUCGCCUCGCGUGCUGCGCGGCAUGUUUGGCUCGACGAUCCAGGUCAUGAUUGUGUUUGGCCAGCUCAUCGCCACCCUCAUCGCCUUUGGCACGCAGCACAUCCCCGACCGGAAGGGGUGGCAGAUCCCCAUUGGGCUGCAGCUCCUCGUGCCCGCCGUCAUCUCUGCGCUUCUGCCGCUGCUGCCAGAGAGUCCGCGCUGGCUGCUGAGCCGGGGCCGCAGAGCGGACGCCGUGGUCGAGCUGCGCAAGCUACGGGCCGGCAAGGGUGAGGAGGCCAUCCAGCUGGAGAUUGAAGCCAUCGCGUACGCCCACGCCCACGAGGAAAGGGGCACCUGGCGCGAGGUCUUUGACGCGAGUAACAGGACCCGGACGGGGGUCGCCAUCCUCGCGAUGCUGGGGCAGCAGAUCACCGGCCAGGCGUUCCCUUCCCAGUAUGGCGUGCUGUUCUACCAGUCGCAGGGCUUCCGGUCGCAGGCGUUUCUCUUCAAUGUCAUCUCCAACGUUGUGAGCAUCACCGCCGUGGCCAUUACGUGGUUCUACGUCGAUGCCGUCGGGCGUAGACCCGUCUUGCUGCUUGGCGGUUCGCUCAUGGGCGCGUGGCUGUAUGUCAUGGGCGGCAUUGGGACCAUGCCCAAGGACAGCCUCAACGUCCACGAGAGGGACCUGAUUGUGACGUCGCUCAUGAUGUUCUCCUUCUUCUACAACCUCUCCUGGGCGCCUGUAUCCUUUGUCAUCGUCUCCGAAGCAGCCGCCCUGCGCGUCAAGGAGAAGACGAACCUGCUCGCGUGCGUCAUCUCGGUCCUGACCACCUUUGUCACCUCCUUUACCGUGCCGUACCUCAUCAACGAACAGUACGCCAACCUCGGCGGCAAGGUCGGCUUCAUCUACGGCUCGACCAACUUCUUCAUGGUCGCGCUCACCUGGCUCUUUAUCCCCGAGCUCAAGGGGCGCACGCUCGAAGAGGUCGACCAGCUGUUUGCGAGCGGCGCCCCUCUGCGGCACUUUGGCCGGUUGACGACGAGGACGGCCGAGGAGGUCUACCGCGUCGAGGUCGCGCGCGGCAAGGGAGAUGACGCUGUUGGGAACGAGGGGAUAAUAGGGGAGGGAUCUCGCAGUGUCUGAAGGAGGAGAUGAGAAUGAAGUUGCUGUUUCUUUCCAUCGUCAGCUGACCCAGCCGUGUUUCAUAUGCAUGUUCGAGUACUCCGUACAGCCGAGAGAUUUCA